GUUGCGCCUCUUCAACCCCAGAAUUGUAUCAUCUGCCGUUUUCUCGAGUAAAGCAGAUAUCCAUAUCCUCUACAAUGGCAGCGCAGACCGCGGAGCAACAGAAAGUCAGCGAUGAUGGCCAUUUUCAAGCCAAUGAUGGCUCGAAAUGGCCCUCUUAUUCUCCAGAUGGAGCAUCCGUCAAGGAACAUGGCGGCAUGCAGGCGGCUCGGGAUAAGGACCAUUCUGUACUGAAUGAUGGCGCCUCCUCAGAAGAGAACGACCCAGCAGAGUCAUCCGUUUCAGCAGAAAAAUCAGUUGACAGUGAAGACUCGGACGCCAAGUUAGUCAGAAAACAAGGAUAUAGCUGUGAUGAAUUGUCUGAGGAUGAUUUAGUGGAUUCUGAGAGUGGAAUUAGAUCACUGAUACGCUCAGAUCUCUCUGAUUUUGAAGAAGACCUGAGAGGUCGGCCACUCCGCGAGGUUUGGAACAAGAUGGCGAGGUCGGUAAAAUUCCUCGCCGAGAGACCGUGGUCUGUAUCUCCAUCCAGGAUGAGAAGUCGAGGAAUGAAAAGCCUCACUGGCGAUCGUGAAAGGGUGGCUUUCAGGGACCACAUAUCACGUCGGGAAAGGCUCAGAAGGAACUCUUAUUCCUGGAUCGAACGUCGCAAAAUGCCUUUGAACACUGAAGGAGACGGAACCAAUACUGAGUCGAACUCUGAAGACGAUUCGUCCGAGUCGCUAUCUGGCGUGGAUGAUGUGGAACCCGAGGAGCAACUCUGUGAAACUUGCCGUGGAAUCAAUGCGGAAGUUCUAGCUUCGGGUUACGAGCACCUUCAUCUGGACGAAUUGCAAAAGUCAGCAAAAUUUUGUCGACUAUGUCGGUGGUUGGAGAGGGGCAUUUAUGUGUGGUCGAUGAUCCCGUCAGCAUCCUUCAGCGGCCUAUUCAGCAUAGUUCUGAGCUGUGAGUCUCUGGUCGUCAGAUAUCCCCAGACUAGUUGGUCGGAGAGACAUGACUUCCCAUACUUCACCAACGAGGAUGACCCCGCCGUCCAGUAUGGGGUUCGCUCAAGAUCCCGGCUGACGACUACGAAAUCGGAGAAGUCAUUUGAAACCGCAAGGACCUGGCUUCGCGAAUGUCUGGAAUGCAAGGGGCCUCAUACUAUGGUGAAAGAAAGGCCUGACACCGACAAUGUGUCCAGAUCAUCUGAGCCCUCCAGGACCCCGUAUGAAAGCUCGAGUUCUGGUGGCUCAUUACAAGACGAGAUCUCCCCACAUGGAGGCAUUGAGCAAAUCGCCGCCGAGCGACCAUCUAGGCUGAUUGAUCUACAUCCUGAAAGCACUGGACCAGGAGUCCUCAAAUUGGUUCUGUCGCUGAGUGGCUCACAUGAGUACAUGACACUAAGCUACUGCUGGGGCGAGCACAGGAACCCAUCGUGGAUCACCACAAAGGAGAACGUCCGGAGACGUUUGGAGUCCUUUUCUACCUCGGAGCUUCCUGCAACCUUGUCUGACGCUGUCAACAUAGCAGAUCGACUGGGCGCGCGUUAUCUGUGGAUUGAUGCUAUUUGCAUCGUGCAAGACGACGUCGACGAAUGGGAGCUUGAAGGAGGACGCAUGGCUGGCAUCUACCGCGGUGCAGUACUCUGCAUAGCUGCAUCAUCGAGCGUCUCGUCGGUUGAUGGCAUCUACAACACACGAUCUACUUCGCACUUUGAGAGAUCCAGGGACAAGAUCAUACGCAUCGACGGUACUGUGACCACGCGUGGAACGGACCGGAGCAGUGAGCGGGUCAAGAGCACCCUAUACUUUCAAGAUAGGGAUAUGCAGGAGCUUUUCAAGGCCGAUCGGAUUAUAAAUUCGUACAUCAAUCGUGGGCCGCUGUCUGAGCGGGCGUGGGCUCUGCAAGAGCGCCUCCUAUCAUCGCGAGUCUUGUACUACACUCGCGACCAGUUGGUGUGGCAGUGUGACCACUGUCAAUCACUCGAGGACCGAAUAUUACACAACCGAGCAUAUUCACCCGAUUUCCAUUACAAAGAGCUGCGUGCCUUGUCGUCGAAGAAGUUUGAUGGUGACCAGGUCGGAUGGCUUUGGUACCGUGCGAUCGUGUCUGGUUACUCCGACCGAAAGCUCACAUAUGGGUCUGACAAGCUCAUCGCCAUCAGUGCAUUGGCGCGCGCUGUGUGCCUCGACCACCCUGAUGUGUACCUCGCUGGUCUGUGGCGGGAGUCGCUCAUCGACGGUUUAAUGUGGUGCCGUGUUGGGCCUGGCUGUAAAUCGGGCGAGUAUCGGGCCCCCUCGUGGUCAUGGGCAUCACAAGAUUCAAAAGUGAUGUUCUCGUACUCAAACGAGCGGGGCGAUUGUGAUUGUGUGGUCACUGCGUUCGAUGUUCAGACCGAUGAGAGCAACACAAUGGGCAAGGUGUCAGGAGGCUUUAUAAAGCUCCGGGCACGAGCUAUGGGGGGGAUCGUUAUGAGGACCGUUGAAGACAAGGACGAGUAUCAAUAUCGACUCGUCUUGUGGGAUGAUAAGAGCCUGAUCUCUUGCGUCGCUUACAUGGAUGAUGACGAUGACAUCAAGGUCAAGACCGUGGUCUGCAUUUAUAUAAGCGGGAUAAGUGGGCUACUACUGCGACCUGUUGCUUCCGAAGAAGGUGCUUAUGAGAGGCUGGCCUUGGAGAACAAUAACUAUGAGAUAAGGAUUUAG
This is a messenger RNA of Diaporthe batatas, 2681 nucleotides long. RefSeq lists its product as uncharacterized. Lineage: Eukaryota; Fungi; Ascomycota; Sordariomycetes; Diaporthales; Diaporthaceae. Bases 75 to 2681 code for a protein of 868 amino acids. The transcript is spliced from 3 exons. The record is from RefSeq and is a predicted model, not a curated record.